Molecule: messenger RNA, 955 nt
Organism: Papilio xuthus (Asian swallowtail)
Lineage: Eukaryota; Metazoa; Arthropoda; Insecta; Lepidoptera; Papilionidae
Exons: 2
Coding region: 372-932 (186 amino acids)
Source: RefSeq, a predicted model, not a curated record
AUAAUAUUCAUAAUAAUCAAGAAAAUUUCAUCACAAUACCACGAGAAUUUAAAGAAAGCUCUCCAUCAUCAGAAAAAUUGAACGAACGUUGUGAAGAAAAGCAUAAGGAACAAAAUUACUCCAUUCCUAAAACUUGUCCCACAGUUAAAGACAUUAUCAACAAAUACCAAAAACUAGCCUCCAGCAAAUUUUAUGAUUCAGAUGGAAGAGAUCGUUAUGCGCCCAGUUCUACCUGCAAUAAAAUUACGACAAACAUUAAAAACGAAAAAUUUAAAAGACCCUUCAAAAUAAAAGAUUUAGAUAAACUCCAAGAGCCAAAUAGUCAAAACACUAAUAUUCAACCAACUCCAGUAUUAGACCAUUCAAAAUUGAUGGCAAAAAUUUUUGAAAGUAUAAAAGAUAGCACAGAGACAAAUAAAAAUGAACCCGUAGCAAAUAAGUUAAUAGAUGAUCCUGAUAUUGAAUUUACAGGACAUAAAAAUUUCGAUGAUUUAGAAUCACCUGAUUUAGAAUCGCCUAUCGACUGUGAAAGUCCUAGUUUUGACAAAAUAGAAUUUUUCAAUAAUGAUUUGGAUAUUAGCCAAUCUAUGUUGGAUCCAAAAUCACUCCUAGAAAGUUUGGCACAAAAUGACAUAAUUUUACCACCGCUACAAUUUCGCGAUGAACCGAAACGGGACAGUACCAUUUUUGAUACAAUAAAUCUCGAUGAUCCCUUUGAAAAAGAUGAUAAUACAUCGUCAACUGCCAGUGAAAUUGAAACCUGGACAAUGUCAAAUGAUGAUGAAACGUGGUCCAAUAUUUGCAAAUCAGCUACCGCAGAGCAAAAUAUCCCGUCAACCCCUACUUGCUAUCUCCAAACUACACCUUCAAGAAAGUUGAAACUAAAUCAAUUUAAAUAUUCACGGAAAAAAAUAUUCGAAGUUCAAAAGUAACCUAUUUAUAUGCUGUUAUUUCA